Molecule: messenger RNA, 5960 nt
Organism: Theobroma umbraticum
Lineage: Eukaryota; Viridiplantae; Streptophyta; Magnoliopsida; Malvales; Malvaceae
Source: RefSeq, a predicted model, not a curated record
GAUGAGUGGUAGAGGUCUUUUACUAUAGGUGAAAUUAGGAAAAGGGGGAAAUGGGCAAUUGCAUAUAUUACACUGACAUGUCAUGCCUGCAUGCGAUGAGCCACUCUGCGCCUCUUAAAAAUCCUAUAUGGAUCUUAUUCUUAUCCGAAAUUCUCUUUCGCACUCUUCUUCCUUGCCAACUUCUCUCAUGGCCAGCGCUUCGAGGCAGCCCCUACACGCCACGGGCGCCAUUCCGCCGGUGCAACACUCUUUCCGGCAGGUUAUUUCCUCGUUACCCCUAGUAUUCCUCGAGAACAAAAGGCAACGGCCGUCCUUUUCCAAUCUGAGUGGAUAUUGCGGCCAACGAAACCUGAUUGUGAAGCUAAUGGGAAAGGCUACCGCAGGAAGGGAUGACAUUGUGCCUGCUGCUGAAGACGAAGAAGAUGGAAUCUCUCUUGGUACCAUGAAAUUACCUUCCAACACUGAUCUUCAGAGAUUUGAAACCUUGUUGUUUCAGUGGGCCAACAGUCUAUGCCAAGGAGCUAAUGUGCCACUUCCAGUACCUUUAAAGAUUGACAAAAUACCAGGUGGAGCUAGACUUGGUUUUAUUACAAUUGGAGAUGGAAAGACUGAUGUCCUGGUGUACAUAGAUUGCUUAGUCUUUCCAGCAACAGAUGGUUCAGGUCCAAUGUUUCGAGCAAUAAGAAAUGGACCCUUAAAAGAUCAGUCUCCCCCUGGUGAGCCAAGGAUCAUGAGAAGUCUUCUUCAAGCCCUGCAGAAGUCAGUUGAAAUUGCUAGAGUUUGAGCAAGACUUUUGUUUGAUAUGUAGCACUAUUUCCCCAUAUCCCCCACCUGCCACCUUCUUUAUCUAUCUUUCCUAGAUAAAAUAUCCUAUUUCUAACUAAAGAUAUAUAAACUUGAUAGUUCUUUUGCACCCUGAGCAUUUGACUCAUUGGUUGGUACAUGAUUUCUCAAAGAGUAGGGUUUGAAUCCCUCUUCCCCAAAUAUAUAUAUAUAUAUAUAUAUAUAUAUAUAUAUAUAUAUAAACUUGAUAAUUCUUCACUAUCAAGAGAUCUAAGUCCAGUCAUGCUUAUUUUAUAGUCAUUUUUUGGAAGAUACACAUAAAAAUUGGAAAAGAGAAGGAAUAGUGUGAUGCUUUCUUUCUUUUUUGGAAAUGCUACACAAUAAAUUACUGCAACAACGGUUAUAAGUGGCAUAAACCAAUAAGUAUGUCUGUGCCGUUUUAUAUGCUGUUAACAACUAGAGGAAAAUUCUUUUCUGUCACCAUGAUUUACUUAAAUACUUCCAAAUUGGUUGACAAGAAAGAAACAUGUUCUAUUCUUUCUCUGUUCUUUGAAUAAUCUGUAAAGAAAUUUAAUUAUACAUUGUCAAGGAGCAUAGUAUAGAUGAUAUGCCAACUCCUUUGUCUCAUUGUGAAUGCAUUGGAUUCUUCAUUCAGAAUCAAUGAUGUUGUAGCUCUCCUUGAAUAAAAUAUAUGGUGAAAAAAAUAAAAAUUCUACAUCCAGUUACUUCCUAUGGGGCAGUGUUUAUCCUAUAAAUUAAUGAAUGUGAAACUGAAAUGCUUCUUGUCUUCUCUUCAUUGCUCAUGACUUAAGCCAAUAGACAUCACAGGAAGGUCCCGAAACUUUCAGUUCUGGGUUUCAAAAAAAAUGGAGAAACCAGCAGAUUUAAAACAAAUGCUUUCUGAUGGAGAAGAUGGUUAUGAUGCUGUUGUUGUGGGGUCUGGAUUCUGUUGCUGCUUGUUGGUUGUCAAUGGCAGGAGUUAAGGUAUGCCUGGUUGAGAAGUGCAGAAAAUGGGAAGCUAAGGAUUUUCCAACACAGUUUCACGAUCAUGUCAGCUGUGAGGAUGGAGUCAGAGAGUAUAGGGGUCAGCUUUGGCCCAAAGGAUGCUUUGUUUCAGGUUUAUGAACAAAAUGAUUCACUGGCAACUGUGGCUUGUGGGAUUGGUGGAGGUUCACUAGUGAAUGCAGGAGUAAUGCUGCCAACCCCAGUUCAUGCUAGAAGAAAUUCAAAGUGGCCAAAGGAAUGGGAAUGGGAAUGGGACUGGGAUAGUUGUGAAGCUUCUGCUGCUACAAUGUUGAGAAUACAAAGUCUUCCUGACCAGUUCCCCAUUGCCAAAGUUAUGAAAGAAAUGGAUUACGGAGAGGUAGAAGAAAUGGUUCAAGAUUCAAUGAGGUUAAGCAUGAAUUUUGAUCUUGAAGAGCCCCCAUCCGGAUUACUGAUGGAUCAAAAUCUGGAUAUCUGCAAAGCUUGUGGAAAUUGUCUUGCUGGGUGUCCAUAUAAUGCCAAGAAUUCUACUGACAAAAAUUAUCUUGUAUCAGCAACUCAGGCAUAUCCUCUUUAACUUUUGAUACAUUAAUUUCAGUUACCAGUCUUAUUCCUUUAUUUACGUUGGUUGCAUUAGUUUUCUUUACUGUGAAAUGCUAUUCAGUUGCUUCUAUGAUUUCAAGCUGAAAAAUUCACAUAGCUUAGCUGGCCAAUUUAAACCAUUUUUACUUUGUUGCAUCUGAAACUUGAUUCUGGAUUGUUGUUUAUGAUGAUAGUGCGUUUUCUUGUAACAAGUCCAUUAUUGAGAAUACUUUGUUGUUUCAUUAUUUAUAAAAGCCUGUAAAAAGUCAACAUCAUAUCCAAAUGUACCCAUAUUCUCAUGCAUUUCAGAUACAAUAACUUCUUGUUAUGCCGGCACGAUGUAUUAUUAAAACGGAGUGCAAAGUUCAGUAUGUAGUUAAAAUUCCAUAUGAAACAUGUGAAGAAGGAGAAAUUGGUGGAAAAAGAAGGUGCCUUGUUUACUUAAGUGAGAUUGAUUAUAUGGAAGCUGAUUUUGUCAUCCUGUCAGGUAUGAAGCAAUAGUGCAAUAAUUAGGUGUACCUUCAAAAUUUUGUUUUCAAAACCUUAUGGGAAGCUUAAAGUUUAUGUUCCACAGCGGGAGUUUUUGGCACUACUGCAAUACUUUUCAAAUAUCAAAUGAGAGGAUUAAAACUCUCAGAAGCACUGGGGUCUGGAUUCAGCUGUAAUGGAAAUACUGUUGCUUAUCUUGUUGGAAGCGCUGGACCUUUGAAUGCUUAUGGACUUUUGAAUGCUUAUGGACUAGAUAGAAAGCAACUGUUGAAGAAGCCUUUUCAAGGUCGGCCUGGGCCAUCCAUCUCUUCAUCGCACUCUUCUUCAUUGGGUUUCACAAUCCAGGUUAAAGAUUUUGCUAUGCUCAAAAACUUUAUUUACUUUUAUUCCAUAUUAGUAUUUUAACUCUGUCAUGGCACCGGCCCCUUCUACUGUCUUACCGGCUUUCUAUGUGGAAACAGAGAGAAAGAAAAAGGUUUUUCUGUUGAAAAGACAAAUACUGCAGGAAGGUAGGAUCAUGGGGUCUGGAUUAUUUAAAAAUUGUCUCACUCAUCUACUACAACAAUAAAACUGUGCAUUCGCCACAUUAUGAUUUAUACUCUCUUGAUUAUCCAUGGACUUGGUAGUUUCAAGUAGGGCUGGUUGUAUUGGUUUGUGUUGGCAACUCAUAUUGAUUUUGUCAAGAAAAGAGCUGUUACGCGUAUUUGUAAUUUAGACUCUUCUGAAACUGGCUUUUCUUUCUUCUUCAUCUCCUCCUUUCAGUCAUUCAUUGAUUCAUUCACUGUCCUUGUUUUUUGGGUGUAGAGUGCUGUACUCCCUACUGCUUAUCCUUACAUGUUGUUUACAGUGAUUGUAACAUUUGGAUGGCCAACUGGUUACUGGUUCUUUCAUGGCAUUAUAGAUAAGAGGAAACAUCACAUAGGUUCUACGGUCAAGCCACGCAAUGGUGCUCUAUGCAAUAGGACAAGACAAGAGUGAUAGGAAAAUUAUCUUAGAAAAGGAGACAGACAAAAUUUGCUUUAAUCCACCCCAUGACCCUUUACUGCCACGGAAAAUUGUGGCCUUUCAAAAGAUUACCUAGAAAUUAGGGGGAAUUCUCUUCAUGUCAAAAGUAUCAAAGCACAUCAGUGCAUCUUUUAGGUGGGUGCAAUGCGUCGUCAGAUUAUUCAGAUGGUGUUUGUAAUCCAACUGGUCAGGUUUUUGAUGUGGAGGCUCCUGAUCUAUUGCAUGUGGGCCUCUAUGUUUGUGAUUCUUCUCUAAUUCCAUGCUCUGUCGGUGUAAACCCAUCCCUUACCAUUGCAGCAGCCGCUGAGCAAGUAAGUAAGCACCAUUUGAAGGAUAUUCUUGAGUAUAAAAGUAAAAAUUGUACAGAUUUUGUUUCUAAGGCGCUUGACAGAAAUCUAUAUACAGAAGCACAUUAUAAUUUAAAGAGCAGAGAGACAUCAUAUGUGUUGAUCAAAGAAACUAUGAGAAGGUAUGUGGGGGGUAUGCCAUGCACAGCUUCUCUCAGAAUGACAAUAAACUUGCAAAAUCAGAAUAACUGUGACUGUGAUGAUUGGAAUUGGGUUAUGAAAAAUUCUCACCCAACUUUAAAAGGGAAAGUUGGUGGUUAUGUUGUCUUCAGAGCCAUUGAGAAGGAUAAGCUGCAUGUUAUAGAUGGGCAAAUAGACUGGUGUGAAGUAGAUUACAGAACCCCUUACACGCAGUAUAUGCACUAUCGACUUCUCCUAGCUGCUGCUUCUGGUACAAGGUACAAAAAGGCAUCAAUUUGCAUUCCUUUUAAUUCUCCUUUUAUGUUCUAGAAAAUCAUACCAUUGGUUAGAUGCAGUUAUAUUCUCGAGGGCAAGAAGAUAAUGAAUCCUUAUCUUUUUGCGCCACAUUCUUGGAGGGAGACAAGAACAGUGCAUGUGACAUUCAAAAGGCUUGCAGGCAACUUUGCUGGGGAUGCAGGGUUGAACUUGAAAGGAGAGCUUAGAAUUUCCAUGAUUGAACUACUGAGAAGCCUCUUGAGCCUAGGAGGAAACAGAAAAGGAAUAUUUAUAUAUCUUUUCUCAUUGAAUCUCCUUAGAACCUAUAUUUUACAAAUGCAACGAAAAACCUUAUCCAACAAGCACUUCGCAGCAAAUAAAAACAGGUAGGCUGGAAUCUGAGUUUGUUUUUAAAGAUGCUUUCAAGUUACACAGGGAUCUCACUUGCAAGAGAUGUGAUUGAGAGAAAAGAUCCUUAAGAGUCAAAUUAUCAAAAAAUAGGGAAAAAGUCAUGCUUCUAUAUAUAUAUAUAUAUAUAUAUAUAUAUAUCAGUAAACAACUUGCAGAUGUCCAUGGCUUUACUGGGCAAGGACAAAACCCUGCCUCUGUUGGGGACAUCAAAGGCCAGUUUGCGACAUGGGCUCCUCAUGCUUGUAGCCCGUUGGGUCCCUCGCUAUGAGAGAUGCGCUUGCAAUGACUCUGAGGUUUUUUCUGGUAUAUCUGGCAACGUAUUCUGGCAUCAAAGCAUGAGCCCCGCAAUGCACCAGUGGCAAAACAAGCGAAGCACAACAAAGCUUCCCAUGGCAGUCUUUCCUCACCUCAGGAAAAUCUGCGAGUACGGAUUCAUAGUGGACAGCAAGGGAAAUAACUCAUAUUUGAUUCAGCCAGAAAGGAUACAUCUCUGGUGGACGAAGUCUUCUGGUGCCUCCGGAGACUUCUUUUGCUAGCUAACAAGUACAUGAAACUGCACCAACCUGGGUUUUGACAUGAAAGGGUUGUUGUGGAUGGUUUUGGGCAUUCAUAUCUACUGAUUGGUGAAGACUCUUCCAAACAAGUUUUCCCUGGCAUGUCAUCUCACAUAAGGUCAUCUGAACAAGGGAAAAAUGUUGUGAUGAUUUCCAAGGAAAAGGCAUGCAGCAAAGAUGCCUGGAGUGGGCCGCUGAUCCUUACCAGGGACAUGGAGGAGGAUCUCAAAGCAGCUGCUUUUCACCUUUGGUGCUCCUUUUCUUGGUUUUGUUUUUAGUUUUUAUGUUGUUAUCAUCGUCUCUAUGAUUUUUCAACCACCAUCCAUUGUUGAUGUUUAUAUCAGGAUAAUUUACCAAUAAACUAAAAAUCAGCAAAAUUAAUGAAAAUGCCUAAUUCAUUAUUUUUAAA